This is a messenger RNA of Bursaphelenchus xylophilus (pine wood nematode), 1888 nucleotides long. The record is from the annotation of a GenBank genome assembly. NCBI's taxonomy places the organism in Eukaryota, Metazoa, Nematoda, Chromadorea, Rhabditida, Aphelenchoididae.
AUGGCUCGCAUUGGUAUCCGACGGCUAAGUAAGUCAUAUAUUUUAAAAUAAUUAUGAAGAAUCUUUCAGAAUGCGGAAAAUGUGUGGGAUUCUGUCAGAAAAAUCUUCUUCUCACCUUAACCAUAAAUGCAGUCAUCAUUGGUUUGGCUUUGGGCUUUCUUUUACGGGGUCUUAGUCCAACCGAAGAAGCCAUUCAGCUCAUUAACUUCCCUGGCGAAAUCUUUCUUCAGAUUUUAAAGUUGAUGAUCCUUCCUUUGAUCUUCUCUUCACUCAUUUCUGCCCUCGCUCAAUUGGAUGCAAAAUCAGCGGGGCAGAUGGGGAUGAUGACCGUUGGGUAUUAUCUUCUGACUGUUGUUCUUUCGACCAUUGUAAGUGUAUCUACUGGUUGUUUAUUUCUAUAGACGGGUAUAAUUCUAGUCUUAGCUAUCCAUCCAGGUCAUCCUGAAGCCAAUCCUGGAUCCAACACUUACAUCGCGAGUGAACAUCAAGCCGUCUCUCCAUUGGAUACCUUCCUUGAUGUUGUCCGAAACAUGUUUCCAGAGAAUGUAAUCCAGGCAACUUUUCAACGAGUCCAAACAAGUUAUUAUGAGCAAAAGCCAAAGACCCAGAGGGCAAAUAUAACGAAUGCAAUCAUUAAAAAGAAAAUCGAAUAUGCUGAAGGGAUGAACAUCCUGGGUGAGUUUAACAACAUUAGUUAACACCCUUUAGGCAUUAUCAUGUUUUGUUCUGGAUUUGGUAUCAUAAUUUCUCAAUUCGGAGAAAAGGCGAGAAUAAUCAUCGACUUUUUCAUUAUCCUCGAAGCCGUGAUAAUGAAGCUAGUAGAUGUUUUCAUGUGGUUCGCUCCUCUUGGUAUCAUUUGUUUGAUCGCAGGAAACAUUUUGGAACUCGAAGAUCUGUCGGAUACUGCUCAACUGUUGUUAAUGUAUGUGAUCACGGUCCUAGGAGGCCUUACAAUUCACACGAUCUUAACGAUGCCUCUUCUUUAUUUCCUACUGACCAGGAAGAAUCCUCUUACUGUAUGUAAUGGCAUGAUCCAAGCUCUGGUCACAGCUUUUGGUACUGCUUCGGGGUAAGUAAACAGUAAGAUGACAGUUGCAAUUCACAGGGGAGCUGCAUUACCGGUCUCAAUGCAAUGCAUGGAAGAUAAUCUGAAGGUGGACAGAAGGAUUACACGUUUUGUGUUGCCCUUAGGGUCUACAAUAAACAUGGUAAGAGUUUAACUCACAUUUUAAAAUUGCUUGCAGGAUGGCAAUGCCUUAUAUGAAGCCGUUGCGGUUAUCUUCAUUGCUCAACUUAAUGGAGUCGAACUUACGAUCGCUGAGGUUAUUACAGUGAGGUAGGCCAAUGUGUUCACAGCAUUAAGUGUUUGUAGUUUGAUAUCUACAAUUGCCUCGCUGGGACUAAACUCAGUCCCUGCCGGACUGGUUAGUAUUUUGGUGAUCUUGAAAACGGUGGAUCUCCCAACAAAAGACGUUUCCCUACUUAUUACAGUAGAUUGGCUAAUGUAAGUAAGAAUAGGAGAAAGAGAUAUUUUCAGUGAUCGAGUUAGGACCUCCAUCAAUGUUUUGGGUGAUGCCUUUACAGCAUCAAUUGUGUCGCAUUACCUUCAGAAAGAAUUGGACAAAGCCGAUGAAUUCAAUGAAUUCCAUCAGCAAUUAACCCAAGAAGCUUGUAAGGAAAAAAAAGAAAUAAGUACAUUUAUACUUCAGUGUUGUUAAAAUCUGCGGCAAACAGCAGAAAAGGUUCUUUCUCCAAAUUCAUCGAGACUCCUAUGUUAUCCACCAGAAACAGUCGGAGACCUUCAAUUGAUGUUAUGAGCUGGAGAGAACAAGAUCUACUCAACAAACUCAGUUCUCAAGUCGCGUUACCUCUUGUCAAACACCUGUAA